Molecule: messenger RNA, 8276 nt
Organism: Terrapene triunguis (Three-toed box turtle)
Lineage: Eukaryota; Metazoa; Chordata; Testudines; Emydidae
Gene: SMCHD1
Product: structural maintenance of chromosomes flexible hinge domain containing 1
Exons: 47
Coding region: 141-5978 (1945 amino acids)
Biological process (GO): double-strand break repair; chromosome organization
Cellular component (GO): chromosome
Molecular function (GO): ATP binding; protein binding
Source: RefSeq, a predicted model, not a curated record
CCCCAGCCCCGCCCCUUCCCCGAGGCGGCUGCCGCUCGCCGGGAGAGCAGCGCCAGGCGGGGGAGCUCGCGCGCCAGAAGCCAGGCUCAGGCAACGGCGACUGGGCAGCUUCCAUCUCUACUGCUUUCUGCUUCCCCAACAUGGCAGCGGUGGCGGGAGGCGACACCAGGGCUCCCGGGCCGAGCCUGUCAGGGCCGCACGGCAGCAGGGACCGGACCGUGUUCCUGUUCGACCGGCGCCGGGAGCAGGGGGACCCCAAGGAGAAAGUGCUGAGCUGCGACGAGGAGACCUACCGCGGCUUCCGCAGCGCCGUGUGCCAGGCAUUCUGCAUUUCUGCUGAAGAUAACUUUGUUAUCACAACAACCAAUAGAAAAGAGGUUACAGAUGACAACUUCAGUGAAAUUGUUCAAGAAGGGGUUACUUUGUAUUUGCUACAGUCAGUUGAUCAGACACUACUUUCAGCAACAAAGGAGCGAAUUGACUUCCUACCACACUAUGACACACUUAUCAAAAGUGGCAUGUAUGAAUAUUAUGCUAGUGAAGGGCAAAAUCCUUUGCCAUUUGCCUUUGCUGAGUUGAUUGACAAUUCUUUGUCAGCUACUUCUCGAAAUACUGGUAUUCGAAGCAUACAGAUAAAAUUGUUAUUUGAUGAGUCUCAAGGAAAACCAGCUGUUGCUGUGAUUGAUAAUGGAAGAGGGAUGACUUCUAAGCAGCUUAACAACUGGGCUGUGUAUAGAUUAUCAAAAUUUACAAGACAAGGUGACUUUGAAAGUGAUCAUUCAGGAUAUGUACGCCCUCCUCCAGUGCCUCGCAGCUUAAAUAGUGACAUCUCAUAUUUUGGUGUUGGAGGCAAACAAGCUGUGUUCUUCAUUGGGCAGUCUGCCAGAAUGAUAAGCAAACCUGCAGAUUCUCAUGAUGUCCAUGAGCUUUUCCUUUCUAAAGAGGAUUUUGAAAAGAAGGAGAAAAACAAAGAAGCAAUAUACAGUGGAUACAUUAGAAACAGAAAGCCAUCUGACUCUGCGCAUAUCACCAGUGAUGAUGAACGAUUUCUACACAAUCUCAUAAUGGAAGAAAGGGACAAGAAGAGUUUCACUGCGGUUGUCGUUACAGGUGUACAACCAGAUCACAUGCAGUACUUGAAAAACUAUUUUAAUCUUUGGACAAGACAAUUGGCACAUAUCUAUCAUUACUAUAUCCAUGGACCAAAAGGAAAUGAAACUAAUGCUACAAUGAAAGAAGCUGGACCUUUCAACAACAUUGAUAUUGAGAUUUUGAUGUUUGAAAAAGGAAAGGUACCUAGGAUGGUCAACCUUAGAGAGAUCAAAGAUGACAUGCAGACAUUAUAUAUAAAUUCUGCGGCAGAUAGCUUUGAGUUUAAGUCACAUGUUGAAGGAGAAGGUAUAGUGGAGGGCAUCAUCCGCUACCAUCCUUUCUUAUAUGAUAAAGAAACAUAUCCUGAUGAUCCAUGCUUUCCAUCACGAUUAAAAGAUGAUGAUGACGAUGAUGACUGCUUUGUGGUAGAAAAAGGGGCCAGGGGAAAAAGGCAUAUUUUUGAAUGUUUUUGGAAUGGAAGGUUAAUACCAUACACAAGUGUAGAAGAUUUUGACUGGUGUGCUCCUCCCAAGAAGAGAGGACUUGCACCAAUUGAAUGCUACAAUCGAAUUUCUGGCGCAUUAUUUACCAAUGAUAAGUUUCAGGUCAGCACAAACAAGCUUACUUUCAUGGACCUGGAACUGAAGUUAAAAGAAAAAAACACUCUUUUUACAAGAGUCUUCAAUGGACAGGAGCAGCGAAUGAAAAUUGACAGAGAAUUUGCUUUGUGGCUCAAAGACUGCCAUGAGAAAUAUGACAAACAGAUAAAAUUCACACUGUUUAAAGAAAUAAUUACACGUACUGACUUGACCUCCAAAAGAAUGCAAAGUCCUUGGGCUACAUAUUCUGCAAUAGAGUGGGAUGGGAAAACAUACAGAACUGGACAGUUGGUGAAAACAAUUAAAACUCUUCCAAUAUUUUAUGGAAGUAUCUUGAAAUUUUUUCUAUAUGGAGAUCAUGAUGGGGAUGUGUAUGCUACAGGAGGAGAGGUUCAACUUGCUCUGGAACCGCAAGCAUUGUAUGAUGAAAUAAAAAUUAUUCCAAUCUCAAAACUUGACAGAGCAAUGUCUGAAAAAGUUGUUAAAAAAUACAUUGAAGAUGAAAUGGCAAGACUUCCUGAUAGAUUGUCAGUAACAUGGCCUGAAGGAGAUGAGCUGUUACCAAAUGAGAUCAAGCUUGCUGGUACACCAAUAGGAGCAUUAAGAAUUGAAAUAUUGAAUAAGAAAGGAGAGGCAAUGCAAAAACUUCCAGGUACAAGCCAUGGAGGGUCAAAGAAACUGCUUGUUGAACUAAAGGUUAUUUUGCACUCUCCUGUUGGGAAUAAGGAAAUCAUUUCUCACAUUAGUCAACAUGGGGGUAAAUGGCCUUACUGGUUUAAAAAAAUGGAAAAUAUUCACAAACUUGGGAGCUACACACUGAAACUGCAAGUCGUGUUGAAUGAAAGUAAUGCAGACACUUAUGCAGGAAGGCCUCUACCAUCUAAAAUGUUUAAAUUUAAUAUUGUAGAGGGGAAACCAGAAAAAUUUUCAGUGAGUCUUUUGGAUCCUCCAUUUCGAGUUGGAGUACCUUUUAAUAUUCCUUUGGACUUGCAGGAUGAAUUUGGUCAUCCCACACAGCUGGCAACUGAUAUUGAGCCAAUUCUUGAAGCUAGUGGUUUGACUUUACAAUAUGAAGAAAUAAGUAAAGGAACAAACUGCGUCAUUAAGGGUGUCACUGCUAAAGGCCACGUAAACAACUACCUGGGCAAGAAUUUCAAUCUGAAGGUUAUUCUUCCUGGUUUGAAAGAAGACUCUCAGAUCUUGAAAAUAAGAUUACUGCCUGGCCCUCCUCGUCAAUUGAAAGUGAAACCGGAUUCUGAAAUUCUAAAGAUUGAAAAUGGGACAUCUUUCCCCUUUCAGGUUGAAGUGUUGGAUGAAGCAGGAAAUAUAACAGCACAACCAAAACUGAUAGUUCAUUGUAAGAGUUGUAAAGAUGUGCCACCAGUGGAAAAGACUAUUAAACUGCUCCCCAGUAGCCAUGUUGCAAGACUGCAGAUUUUUAGUGUAGAAGGACAAAAGGCUAUUCAAAUCAAACACCAGGAUGAAAUUAACUGGAUUGCAGGGGAUGUCAUGCACAACCUUAUCUUUCAAAUGUAUGAUGAAGGAGAAAGAGAGAUCAUCAUAACUUCAGCUCUAGCAGAAAAAAUUAAGGUUAACUGGACACCCAGGAUUAACAGAGAGCAAAUGAUUCAGGGACUACUGCCUGAUGUCAAAGUACCAACAUCUGUAAAAGAUGUGCGUUAUUGCCUAAUUACAUUCCAUGAUGACCAUGUAUCUUUGGAGAGUGCAUUUACAGUCAGACCACUUCCUGAUGAGCCUAAACAUAUUAAAUGCAAAUUAAAAGGACCAAAUACAUUACAGAUGGGUGAAGAGCUAGAAAGUGAAAUUGAUGUGAUGGUUACAGACCAGUAUGGGAAUCAGAUUCAGACCCUCUCCGCCUCUUGCAUAAAUUCCUUAGGAGUUUCUGGGAAUGGGCUGGAUAAAUCAAAUUUGAAAACUACGUGGCAAGAAAGUACACAAACCAUGGCAGUCAAAGGUAUUAGGUUUUAUCCAGGUCCUCCUGGAAGUAAAGAAUUGUGUUUUGCUUGGCGUGAAUUUUCUGAUUUUCUCAGAGUAAAUUUGACUUCAGGACCUCCAGUUAAACUACACCUUAUGGAUUGGCCAGAAUUAGGGGAGCCUAUUGCAGUAAUUAAUGGCAGAGAACUGCAGAAGCCUCUGAUAGUUCAGCUCUGUGAUCAGUGGGAAAAUCCAUCUCCUGAACCAAAUGUCAAAAUCAGUCUUGUAAAGGCUAGCAACUUAAAGAUCAUUCCUUCAAGCCAACAACAUAAAACAGAUGAAAAUGGUAGGGCUAAUCUGGGAGUAAUUAGUAUUCAUGCACCCAGGGGAGAGCAUACGUUACAGCUUAAAGCCUCAUACAACAGGAACACAUUAGAUUGCCCUAUAAUCAAGUUCAAUGUCCUGCCUGACCCUGAGAAACCAGUGUGUUUGAAUGUUAAGUAUGACAAAAAUGCUUCUUUUGCAGCAGGAAGUACCUUCCCUGAUUUUAUGGUUAGUGUAAUUUCUGAAGAUAGCAACAUUAUUAAAAAUAUUAAUCCAGGACGGGUUUCUAUGAAAAUGUGGGAAGGACAGAGCAGUGGAAACAGAGUACCAGCUAAUGUUACAACUCUUGGCUGUAGUAAAGUCAAGGAUGGCAAGGAUGAGGGCUUCUUUUACUUCAGGGAUAAAAUGGUUCCAGAGAGAGUGGGAACUUACAGCAUCCAGUUUGCUUUUGCGAUUGAUAAGACAAAUAUACUCAGCAGUGAACAGAUUGUAAUUGAAGUGGUAGCUAAUGAUCCAGUGCAGUUGCUACCAGAAUCUGUACCAGCUACUCCUGUAGUUUCUAAUGUUCGAACAGUUGCCAGCCGGACUCUGAUAAAGGAUUUAUGCCUCCAUAUAAAGGAUGAAUACAACAACCGUACAGGAAAUGAUUUGGUUGGCAAGAUAGUAGCUGCAAUUAAGAGUUCCAGUGAAGAAGAUACAGAGAUCCCAGUCUUUCAGGGGAAAGUUAAAACAAUUGAGUUUCCAUUUAACAGAGGAUCUGCUGAAAUCGUUAAUCUAGUGCUGGCAGAAAACAGCCCUGGAAGAGAUAGCACUGAAUAUAUUCUUGAAUUUGAGGCAGACUUACCAGCUUUGGCAAAACCUCUGGAACCAUACCGUCUAUCAUUUAUGUUUUACAAUGAUUUUAAGAAACAGCAGCAGAUGGCGACGCUUACAAGAGAGAGAGACGAACUAUCUAAGUCAAUAGCUUUAUACAGAAAUAUGUUUGAUACCACUGAGCAGCUUAUUACUGAAAUGAAAUAUCAGGUCCAGGAAGCUGAAACAAGACAGUCUCACCUGAAGAAUGAACUGAAAAAGCAUCAAAUUGAUAUUCCACAGACAAGCAUAUUGCAAUAUGUUGAUUCUUUCAUAAAACAAAAGAUGUUGGAGCAAGAAGGAGUAAAGAAAUCUCCAAGAAGAGCAUGUACCCUUUCAAACUAUCCCAAAGACAAUCAGGAUAUUUUAGGGAAGAUUGCACAUUUAGCACAGAUUGAGGAUGACAAAGCAGCGAAGGUCAUCUCUUGGCAUAUGGCUAGUGAUAUGGACUGUGUAGUCACCCUAACUACUGCUGCUGCUCGUCGUAUCUUUGAUGAAACCCAGGGUCGACAGCAAGUCUUGCCUCUUGAUUCUGUUUACAAGAAGACUCUCCCGGAUUGGAACAGGACUUUACCUCACUUACGAAAUGGAAGAAAUCACUUCAGACCUAUUGGAAACCCUGUAUUUGCCAGAGAUUUGUUAACAUUUCCAGAGAAUGUAGAGCAUUGUCAGAUAGUGUUCGGGAUGCUCUUAGGUGACACCAUCAUUAUUGACAAUUUGGAUGCUGCCAAUCAUUACAGAAAGGAGGUUGUAAAAAUCACACAUUGCCCAACAUUACUGACUAGGGAAGGAGAUAGAAUUCGCAGCAAUGGAAAGUUUGGAGGCCUUCAAAAUAAAGCUCCUCCAAUGGACAAACUCAGAGGAAUGGUAUUUGGAGCACCAAUGCCAAAACUUUACAGUACUCUUUCUGGACAGAUAGAUCUUCUUCAGCAAUACCGUACAGCAGUGGUCAAACUGCAUAGUGUUAAUCAGGAUCUUCAUUUACAAUUACAGUCCCUUAAUACUCCAGAGAUGCAAAAGAGAAAACAGGAGCUUGCUGAACAAGAGAAAAGUCUCAAGCUAAUAGAGGAGAAACUGGGCAUGACCCCAUCAGGUAAAGGCACUGAAUCAUUACUUCCGCUAGAAGCACUUGAUAUGUCUGACAGUCCCACUCCUCCCAAAAGAAUGAGAAGAUAAACAUUAAAAAAGGUAUAUAGUUCAGAAGAAUAUCGCCUCUCCUAUGAAGAAGCAGCAGCAGCCAGUGCAAACCUCCAUAUCAGAAUUGAGUGGGACCCUACAGAAGGGAAAGACAUAGACCAAUCAGAUUUGAUGGAAAGUAAUUGUGUAUUGAAAAAUGUAAAUAAGCUCUAAUUUUUUGUAAAGUUAAUUUUUAUUUCUAUAAAAGCUUCCAGAGUUUUUAGUUUCUUGAAUGUGGAAAAGCUUUAAAAUAUACCUUUGUUUAUUUAUGCAAUAAAAUUGCUGCAAUACAAAGAGCACUGCAAAUACAAUAUAUUGUGGUGAUUUAAGGCUGCAGUAAAUGUAAUGAAAUAUGAUUUUCAUUUUGAAAGUGUCUUAAUAUGUCUUGGAUAAGAGGUAAUUCUAGAUUGCCCUGUUCAAGUAGAUGAAGGAAGUAAUAAUUCUAAGGCAAAAAUUAUAUGGAUAGAGCAACAGUACAUUGAGAUCCAACCAAAGCAGAGUCCUUAGGCAGUUGACUUCAAGCCAAAGUCUAAGGUUCUGUCCAAGGAGUGGAAACCAAGGGUUUGUGUACCUCAGAUGAUAUCAACAGAAGCGGCAAGGUUUGUCUUUAGCCACUAGACCUAGAACUUACGUUGAUAGAAGGCUGUAUUUCCAUAGUAUGGCUUGACAAAGUGAGAGACUUUAUGGGUGCCUGUAAGAAUCUUCUAUACAUAAAGCUGGAAAUUACAUUGCUGGUUGUGAUCGCCAGGCAUUUUUUUGUUGUGAUACUGUACUGAUAUAAACUAUUAUUAUUUGCUUUACUGCAGCCCCUAUAAUGUGCUAUUUGCUUUCUGUGCAAAUAGGAAUACAGUUCCUGCUCCAAAAAGCAAACAGUACAUGAUAAGCAAUAGACAGUGGGUGGUGAAGAGAGAGACAAUAUACAAUGAAAGGAUUUUUUCAGAUUGUCAGCUGUUCCCAAUUAUCUGUCUAUGUAGCCAUUGUUAGUUAGCCAGUUUCUUUUCAGCAUCAUGAUGAGAGAGGGAUGGGAGGCUGUAUUUGUAGGAAGAGAGGGUAGUGGCCUUACAAAUUCUGAGUUGAGAUCCAGUGCAUGAGAAAUGACAUGGAAGAAAGCACAAAGACAGUUGUAAGAGAAGCACACAAACAGGUCUUCAAGUCCAGUCCCCUGCCUUCACUAGCAGGACCAAGUACUGAUUUUGCCCUAGAUCCCUAAAUGGCCCCCUCAAGGAUUGAACUCACAACCCUGGUUUAGCAGGCCAAUGCUCAAACCACUGAGCGAGCCACUGAAUAGGGCAAGCCAGAGAUAUGAAGGAGCUUGAAAGUGAGAACCAGGAGCUUGAAUUUGGAACAGUUGGAAAGUAGCCAGUAGAGGUAAUUGAAUGGGGGAAGACACAGAGGCGAGGAAGAAGAUCAUAGCAGCUGAAUUUCCUAUGGACUGGUGGGGGACAAUGAGUGUCAGAGGCCUGAGAGAAACAGGUUACAGUAAUCAAAAUAGGAUAUAGUGAAUGCCUGGAGAAAAAUUGUACAUAUGAAGACAGAAGUUAACAUUUUGAAAGUGCGUAAGCCUUACUGACUUUCACUAAAUCACUUAGCUGCUCUUGAAAAUUUUACACUGAAAACUUCGGAACUUAAAAAUGUUUUGGAGGACGAAUUAAGAUUUGGGCAUGCCUUGGAUGUGUGAGGCAAAGGAAGGGGAGGAGUCAAAGAUGACCUCCAAGUUCUUCAGUUGAGUCACAUGGAUGGUGGUCAUGUGGUCAAUAUGACAAAAUCAGGAGUGGUGGGGGACAUGAGUUCAGUUUUGGCCAAACUGAGUUUAAAUAAUUGGAGACAGGCUGAAGGAUACAGAUCAAGAGUGGAAAGGUAGAUUUGUGAGUCAGUGUAACUGUAUGAUGAAGAUUUAGAUGAAGCCAUGUGAGCAGAUGAGAUCACCUAAAAGAAAGGAUGUUGAAGGGAGUGAAAGGAUCAAGAAUGGGGUCCUGUGGGUUACACAAGCCUCAACAAAUCCAUUCCUGAGGUCAAACUUGAUAUUGAGAACCCAGGUUUCUUCAUUACCCAUGGCAGUCUUCAGACUGAGACAUUGGAGACAUUUAUUUAUUCUCACUCAGCAACAAGGAAGUUAGAUAGCUUUUUAGGCUGAAGCAUACUGUGCAACGCUAUCCAGGAGAGUAACAUUUGCUCUCUUUCUUAGCUGAACUAGCGUAAGUUGGGAACAAAAUGAGCAACUUCAGGAAAAGCACCCUUUUCAAUGAUCAUGGAGAAUGCUGGUCAGUGGUGGACAUUUUCUGAGUGACAUUUCUAAUU